Anolis sagrei ordinatus is the source of this 4998-nucleotide messenger RNA. Its product is annotated as alpha-1-antitrypsin-like. The record is from RefSeq and is a predicted model, not a curated record. Gene Ontology annotation, biological process: negative regulation of endopeptidase activity. Gene Ontology annotation, molecular function: serine-type endopeptidase inhibitor activity. NCBI's taxonomy places the organism in Eukaryota, Metazoa, Chordata, Lepidosauria, Squamata, Anolidae.
AGUAAAACUAGUUCUCUGUCUGGGUGAGUCAGACUCAGAACUAGUUUGCCGGUACCAAAAGGAUGCUCUGCUUUCACUCUAGCAACCAAAAGGAUCAAAGAGGGAGCAGUGCAAACACGGAGAAAACAGAGCAAUAUUGACUGUGCUGGGCAAAAUGAAAAUCUUAUUCUUCCCUUUCUUUUUAAUUGCGGGGAGCCUUGCUAACAAUCCUUACCCAGACAGUUCUGGUCAUCCCAACAAUAACAACAAUUGGAACAACAACUACCGAAAUGAAAUAUAUGGUAAUCGUGAAAAUCAGCCCAACCAAAGAAAUCGCCAGACGCCAAACCAGGUGCUAGUCAACAGUAAUUCUGACUUUGCGUUUAAGUUCUUCAGAGAGGUUUCUUCCAACAGAGGUCAGCAGUAUAAUUCCAGAAAGAAGAACAUUGUCUUCUCUCCCAUGUGCAUCUCCUCUGCCUUUGCCAUGCUGGCCUUGGGUGCCAGGGCCAACACCUUAGAUCAGAUCCUUAGAGGACUGGAUUUUAGGCCAUCAGAAAUCCAGGAAAAAACAAUCCAUGAAAGCUUCCAUGACCUCAUCUACAUGCUAAACAAUGUAGGACCCGGCCUCCAGAUGGAGAUGGGCAAUUGCCUCUUUGUAGAAAAGAAGCUGCAUCCACAAGAGCAAUUCUUAUAUGGACUCAGAAAUAUCUAUGGAGGAGACAUUUAUCUGGAAAACUUUAAGAACACGGUCGAAACGGAACAGCACAUCAAUAAUUAUGUUGAAAGGAAAACCCAUGGGAAGAUUGCCAAGCUUGUUGAUGGGGUGGACCCAAUUACUGAAAUACUAUUGGUUAGCUAUAUGUAUUUGAAAGCUAAAUGGAAGAAGCCUUUCAAUCCCAAGUACACUGAAAUGCAGAACUUCUAUAUAGAUGGCUACAAUGUAGUGAAAGUGCCUACGAUGUUCCAGAUGGGCAUGUUUGAAGCUGGCCGUGACGAUGAGCGUUCUUGCACUGUUUUGAAAAUGCCCUAUGAAGGGCAUGCUGCUGCAUAUUUUAUUCUACCUGACAAAGGGCAACUGGACAAGGUGGCCAGAAGCUUAUCAUGUGGAGCUUUGAGGGCAUGGAAAAAAAUACUUACAAAGAGCUCUGUCAAUGUGUAUCUUCCAAAGUGCAUGGCUAUUGGAGAACUUCACUUGAAAGAUAUAAUGUACACUAUGGGUGUGGUGGAUGUCUUCACUGACAAAGCAGAUCUUUCUGGAAUCACAGGGCAACCACGGCACAGACUCUCAGAGGCCAUUCAUAAAGCAAUGAUGUUGAUAGAUGAGAGAGGAACAGAAGCUGCUGCAGCAUCCUCCAUGGACCUGGUACCAAUGUCUACACCUUCUGUUCUGAAGUUUAACAUGCCUUUCAUAGUUAUGGUUGUCGAAGAAAAUACUGAGAGUAUCCUCUUCAUGGCAACAAUUAUGAAUCCAAAUGAGAACUAGAGAGCCCAAAUCCACCUAAUGAUUAUUAUUUGGCAUGUAUUUAAGAAACAUGUUGACUUAUUCUAGACUGAGUUUCCUAUUGUCCCCUCAGUUGUGUGGAAGUAUUCAAUUAACUAGGGAGAGAAAGGAAGACAUUUGAUCCAUAUAAAGUCAGAAUUUGAAUGCUUCUCACAGUACCGUACUACAUAAUAGCUGAAAGAUUAUAUUGUCAACCUAUUUAUGUGGAUUUAAAGUGGAAUCCUGUUGGUGAACUGUGCUAGCAAUUGCGUCUUUACCAGAGUCACACAGUGGCCAUGAGAAGACAGCAUCCAGUUGUUUCUCCUGUACUCUACUUCCUUCAAAGCUCCACUGCUUGCAUCAAUGUACUUCUUGCUGUCAGCAGCUUUGCCAAAGUAGUUACACCAGUGUAGUUCACCAACAGGAUUCCAGCUUGAGUAUACAGGUUGAACAGCCAAACUUGCAUGAUUCGCUUCCAAGCCAAAUUUUAUUGGCUGCUGCUCAAACUGCUUUCUUCUCCUAUACCAAGGCAGGGUCUGAAAAAGCAUUUUCAAACAGUAGCCUUUUCUCCAUGGGAGGCAACUAGAGAUUCAUCUUCUGGCCAUUCUGCUAGAAGCAGUCCUUAUCUUUUUCCCUGUGGGUUGGAGUGGGAGGGGGGAAGAGAACUAAGUACAAAUAUAAGCAAAAUAGUUAGAGACAGAAAAAUGCUUUCAAUAGGAGAGAUGCCUUUUCUACCCACUGGAAAAUUACAAAGAUUCAUUAUCAUACUUUAUAAAUUUAAAUUACAGUUACCACAUAGAUUUUAUAUGCUCACAGACUGCUCUAGAAGGCCUGUGUGAUUUGUGGCAGUACCAGCAGCCCUUGAAUGGUAUAUAGCUCAGUCUCAGCCACGUGGCAUGCUUGUACCAUGUACCAAUCUUUCCUAAUCUAAAAUUAUCAAUGUGAGAUUUAAAGAAACCUCACAAGUCUUUGGCCAAUAUGGGAGUGAUGUAAGAUAUAGUUAAUCAUAGGUGGGAAAUUCAGGCUGAGAAAAGUAUUUGUUUUCCAGCAUGAUGAAUCACAAAUUGUACAGGCAUGAGUUGCACUACAUUUCUCCCAUUGGUUACCCACAUCUCCUUAUAAUGCAGCAAAUACCCCAUAAAGGAAUAUUAUAGAGCAGCGUUUCCUGCCCUAAGAAGCCCCUUUCUUACCUAGGAGAUGUUUUACAUUUAAUAGUCUUGCAAAUAAUACCAAAAAUACAGAAAUAAACUGAUAACGAGGAUAUCAUUUUAACAUACAACUGUAGAGUUAGAGGCCUGUUUAUACUGGCAGUUCAAUCUGGGGCCACUCUAUAGUAUUUAUGCUUUCAGCAAGCCCUAGAGGCAACCAGAUGCAUACAGUCAAACUCACUGUGGUAUUGCUUUGGUGUCCACAAGUCCAUCCAGGCCAAAGUUGAUACGCUACUUUCUUGCGACCAUUUCCAGCCAGACAUAUAGCUCUGUAAUAACUCCCGGCUAUUGUGGAUUUUUUGUUUUGAUAUCAACAGUUUCCUGUGUUACUAACAGAAAGCUAAACACUGACUCCCCUUCCUUUUUCUUGGUCAUACAAGACACCUCUGUUAAUGUCAAAAUGAGGUGGCCAUGAUGUUCCAGGAGCUUUCAAAGCUGGGACUUUGGCUGGGAGUGGCAGUGGUAAUGGCACGAACUGAUGAGCAAAGACAGAGGACUGGUCCAAUUUGGAACCAGAUUUCCCCAAAGCUGCAGUAUACAGGAGUUUCCAGUAAACCCCAGGAUAUCACCGACUUUGCUCAAAGUAAAGCAAAGUCUGUUUUAUCCUGUAAAAUCCAAGAGUCACCAGAAGUUGGAAAUCAUCAUGGGAACGGCAAGAAAUGACUUUAAGAGUGAAGCAUACAUGUAGAUUCUACUUUCUACUUGAGAUUCUAUUUUUCAUAACAUGGAUACUGGAGCUCUGGCAUAAUGGAGCUUCAGCUGCCUUUUGCUUAUUUCUUUCUGUAAUCUUAUCUUUUAGCUGUGUUUAAGGUUUAAAAGCAAAUACACAAAAAGCCAUUCGUUUUAGUGCAGAAUGAGCAAGUGGACUGUGUGGUAUAACAGUCGCGAAACAGUUCAUUUAUUCACCAACAGCUCUUUGGUACUUAUUGGCUCAGAGUGGAUCUCAGGCUUGGUGUUAGGUGAAAUUAUGGUGAACAACUUUGGUAAACCACUGCUAUUCAGAAGAAUGAGAAUUGUGCACACAGCCAAAUGUUCUAUCAGGAAAUAAGAAGCCCUAUAUUCAUGUUUUCCCACUUUCACAAGGAUCCUGAACGCCGUGACACUCACAAAAAAUGCGGGCAUACUGUCAUCACUGUUCACCAGCACCUGAUGAAUCAUAGGUUAAUGACACAAUAUCAUACAAGCUUUACAAGUUCAAUGCUUCCUACUUUCAAUCAAAAAGAUCGUUCAGAAUAGGAAAAACUCAGAAUAAGACUCAAAAGAGCAAAUAAUACAGAUCUAGAUAGAUCAUUGGUUAGAUAUGGCAUUCAUCACUUUCAGAUGGAUCAGGUCUGCGCAAUAGAAAGAGUGUUACAUGGAUUAAAGUUCUGAGUUCAGACAAUCUUAUACAAUCACAUUCUAACAAAUUUUAUGGCUCCUAAAUGUGCAAGAUUAUGACUUUCCUGAAAAUGUGGGAAAGGAAUUAUGGAGCUUUUUAUUACCCACUGGUUGCACUUGAGCAAGCCAGACUCUCUCAGCUUAAGAGGAAGGCAAUGGGAAACCUUGUUGUUGCUGGGUGCCUUCAACUCUAGGGAGAAUAAAUCUUUGGCAGAAUUUGCUUAGAAGGGGUUUGUGUUACCUCAGUCAGAGGUUGAUAGGGUUUGUUUUGCCUAAAGUCACUUACUGGGUUUCCAUGAAUGAGCAAGGAUUCCAGCCCUAGUCCAACGCCCAAACCAUUACAUAAUGCUGGAAAGCAGGAAAACCUGUUCUGAACAAAUCUUGCCAAGAAAAAUAGGUUUGGCAUCAGUUUGAAUCUACUUAAGGACAGCAAUAGCAUCAAUCCCCUAAAGGCACCAGAUCUGUCUGAUUUUGGGAACUAAGUAGGAUCAGCCCUGCUUGGGACUUGGAUGGAUGACUGCCAAGAAAUACUAAGUAGCAUAAGACAUAUUUCAGAGACAGAAACUGGCAAAACCAAAUCUUAGUUUCCCUUGCUUAAGAAACCUUAUGAAAUUCAUGAGGUCACCAUAAGUCGAUAUGCAAAUAGAAGGCUCACUCACACACAAGAACUACAAUUGCUAUUGCAAGAGCAUAAUAUUAGCUUCUGGUAGCUCUGAAAUUGAGUUCUUGAUCUAAGAUAUUUUAUUGUUUGGAUUUUCUAACCUACCAUAUAUUUUCUUUCCUCUUUUAAGAUGCAAACAGCUUAGCUGCUUUGGUGAUAGUUUAUUUUUUGUAUAACUGGUGAUAGUAUAAGUGGAAACAAAAUUAAGUUACAUUUUCUCUAUGACUAGGAAUUUAUAUUAUGAUAAACAUUCUUUGUCUUGAAAAAAAAUACAAAUGAAAAUAAAAAAUAAU